Messenger RNA from Ylistrum balloti, 1677 nucleotides. Its product is annotated as DBH-like monooxygenase protein 1. The coding region runs from base 1 to 1677 and encodes 558 amino acids. Lineage: Eukaryota; Metazoa; Mollusca; Bivalvia; Pectinida; Pectinidae. The transcript is spliced from 8 exons. The record is from RefSeq and is a predicted model, not a curated record. Gene Ontology annotation, molecular function: copper ion binding; dopamine beta-monooxygenase activity.
AUGUGUGGCUUUACGUACAUUCUCUUCGGAAUGACAUGUGUGUUUCGGAUUAUUCAUUGUUUUGAACAAUAUCAGCAUGAAAUUCCGAACGGAUUUAACGUCCCGAACCCGUGCGACCCGACCGGGAUUUGGAAUGGUGUUGGACAUAAUGGACCUGAGGGACAAGGCAAUCAAAACCAGUUUGGGAAGGAUUUUUUGGCUGCUGGAAGGAAAUGGACGGAAAAGUUAUGCAAGGCAGACUCUGAUGGCGAUGGCAUGAUGAACGGUUAUGAACUAGGUGACCCUUGGUGUAGAUGGAAGAAAGAAACACCGACUUCACUUUUACCCGCUCAACACCAUCCAGGCGAGUAUAACAAACUGUUGAAUCUGCACACCAUCCAGGCGAGUAUCUGCGAGCCCUGGGACACCGAAGAAUGUCAACGCCACAAUGGGUCUAUCGUUUGCCCUGACCAUCUCAAAUGUGCUGCAGCCUACGAACCACAUGUUGGACAGGUUUCCGCUCGACUUCCUCUCACAGUCGUUCCUAGAAAGGAGUUCACAUAUGCCUGCAUGGUUUUCAACCUCCCCACAAAGCGUACCUAUCAUAUGGUGGAGGCCAAACCUAUCUUCUAUAACAGGAGAGUUCUACACCACAUGACUCUUUAUGCUUGUGACCCUAAAUUCACUGUCCGAGUGUCCGGCAAGCCGUUUGAAUGUCCAAAAGUGACCACUGCUCCAUGUCAACGGAUCAUUACAUCGUACAACCCAAAGUUUCCCAUCACGUGCCUUCACGAUCAAGUGGGUAUACACUUCGGGAAAGACGGAAUAAAGCAGCUCGUGAUUCAGGUGCUGUGGAACAACCCUUCAGGACUGGCAUACGAGGACAGUUCGGGAAUGGCGGUUUAUAUGACACCGAAUCUCCGUCCGAACGUUGCCGGUUUCGCCACCAUAGAUUCAACUGUGUUCCAAAUCCCUCCGGGUAUGGAAUCUUAUCUAGUGAUGGGUGGAUGUCCUGGAAAGUGCACCAACAAACGCAUUACAAAAGAAGUGUACAUUGCUAUGGGAAUCAACCUUAUGCAUAAACUAGGUAAAAAUCAAAGAGUGGAGCUAAUACGGAACAACACAAUUAUUCAUAACUUGACAAGAAGUGAUGACGUCGACCCUAAUCGUCCCGACGUAUUCAGACAUAUCGAUCCAGUCCGAGUACUUCCGGGAGAUUCCAUCCGCAUGAUCUGUGAAUUCAACUCGACACAAAUGACGUCACCAGUGAACAGGGGCUUGUCACCAGAGGAAGAAAUAUGUCGUGCUCAGUUGAUGUACUAUCCGAAGGAAAACUGGGUGAACCCGACGUGUCUUGGUUACAAACACGUGCCCCUUUGUUUAUUCGAGACGGUUGGAGAGGCUAUGAACUGUAACUAUCAAUCGUUUCUCGAUAGUCUACAAAAGGAAGCUCACUUCAACACCACCAUUGCUACAUGUGGUUUGGCCACGACCUGCUCCGCUGCAUGCUUACAUCUCGUCAGCAAAGAUCGGCAACACCCAUGUCUGCGGGGCGAGUUAUACGAGCUAUGGAAGUCCGAGCUAAUUGGUCAGCCCGACGAAAAGAUGAAAAAUUUGUAUAAGGCUCUCGUCCCUUGUGAAAAAUUGUACGAACAGAAUGCGCACCUUGUGCCGAGUCGAGGACGUACGGCGCCAUGA